Molecule: messenger RNA, 3884 nt
Organism: Clarias gariepinus (North African catfish)
Lineage: Eukaryota; Metazoa; Chordata; Actinopteri; Siluriformes; Clariidae
Gene: ggt5b
Product: gamma-glutamyltransferase 5b
Exons: 13
Coding region: 53-1738 (561 amino acids)
Biological process (GO): inflammatory response; glutathione catabolic process; leukotriene D4 biosynthetic process
Cellular component (GO): plasma membrane
Molecular function (GO): leukotriene-C(4) hydrolase activity; glutathione gamma-glutamate hydrolase
Source: RefSeq, a predicted model, not a curated record
UCCACAUAGAGCGCGCGCAUUUCGCCGUGCAUCCUUCAUCGUUUCUUCAGUGAUGUCGAGGUCUUCAUCGAGGCUCGCGUGCGUCUUGUGCGUGGCGCUGCUCUGCACGGCGGCGAUCAUCUGCGUGUGCGCGCUGCUGCUCGUGCGGAUGCGCCGGUGCUGUGAGGAGGACGGGGAGUUUUCGCGCGCCGCCGUGGCCGCCGACUCUCUCAUGUGUUCUAAGAUGGGCAGGGACAUUCUGUUAGAAGGUGGCUCGGCAGUAGACGCUGCUAUUUCUGCACUGCUAUGCACUUCACUAGUUAAUCCUCAGAGCAUGGGCAUUGGAGGAGGUUCCAUCUUUACCAUCAUGAGCAAAGAUGGUGACGUGACUGUGAUCAACUCAAGAGAAAGGGUCCCUAAAAGCUUCUCACCAAACCUGCUGAGCAAAUGUCCCCAAUCUUGGGCAUUUCUAGUUGGUCCAGACUGGAUUGGUGUUCCAGGAGAGCUGCGUGGUUAUGAAUUUGCUCAUAAAAAGUUUGGUAAACUGCCAUGGAGACGACUGUUCCUGCCCGUCAUCACCCUGGCCAGAGACGGCUUUCCUGUUCCUGAAUACCUUGUCAAAAUUCUCAGCAACCCAAAUAUCAGUACACUGAUGACUAAAACAUCACUAUGUGAACUAUUUUGCCAUAAGAAUAAGACCGUUUUUGGCAAAGGUGAUAUACUACGAUACCCCAAACUCGCAGAGACUCUGGAAAUAAUUGCGGAACAUGGGGCCGAAGCUUUUUAUACAGGAAAAAUCGCUCAAGACUUAGUCCAAGAUGUAAAAGCAUCAGGUGGAUCAUUGUCACUAGAGGAUCUAAAGUCUUUUAAGGUGAUUGUUGCUGAGGCAUUAUCGGUUCAGUUGGGUAAUUUUACAAUGCAUUCCCCUCCCCCGCCAUUCGCAGGCCCUAUACUCAGCUUCAUCCUCAAAGUCAUGGAGGGUUUUGGACUUUCACCAUCGUCUGUGAAAGGUGAGGCGAGGAAACAGACACUUCAUAACUACAUAGAAACGCUAAAGUUUGCAAACGGACAGAGGAACAAUAUCAGAGACCAGCAGCACAGCCAACUCAAAGCAGACCAUCUGAUGGAUUCCAGCUUUGUUGAACGCAUUAGAUCGAUGAUCAAAAGCAGCAACUAUGCACAACCGCCGUCUUACUACAACAUCACCCCCGGCACUGACCGGUUUGGGACAACUCAUGUUUCUGUCCUAGCGAGCGAUGGCUCGGUUGUUUCUGUCACCAGCACCAUCAACUACUUUUUUGGAUCAGGUGUCUAUUCUCCUAAAACGGGAAUCAUACUUAAUAACGAGCUGGCGGAUUUCUGCGGAAGAUCCAGUUCUUUCUCUGCAGGUGAACAGCCCCCAUCCUCCAUGUCUCCUGUUAUCAUCCACUCAAAGGACAGAGAGAAAGUCCUCAUUAUUGGAGGAUCUGGAGGAAGUCAGAUUAUCACCGGCAUGGCCACGGCAAUAAUGAACAAACUGUGGUUUGGGAUGAACCUGGAAGAUGCCAUUAAGGACAAAGUGGUUUAUGUCAAUGCAGAUAAUUCUGUGUCGUUUGAACACGGGUUUAAUGAGUCGAUGAAGAGUGCCAUGCAGAGUUUCAGACAUACCGUGAAAGAACCCAGAUUUUCCUUUAACGUUGUGAACGGCAUCAUGAAAGAAAACGGCUGCAUCACUGCUUUCUCUGAUAGUAGGAAACACGGAAAAGCAUCAGGUUACUGAUCACACUGGAGCAGAUUUAACUCACACCCUAACUUACAGCUCUUUAGUGUUACUGUAGAGGAUCUAGAUUACAGUAUACCAGGCCUAUAUUAUAAGCUGCUCUCUGUAUUGUACUGUAAAUCUCUGCCCAAUGCUUAUUUACUAUAAUGGACAAUUUAAUGCAUUGUAGCAGACUAAUACAGGGAUCCGGGUUAAGAUUUUACUGGAACAUAAUAAGGCACAGAUCUUUUACAUGUAUUUUUACUUAAUCAGGUAAUCAAUCAUGACUAUUCAGUUGUAACAGAAAACUUAAGACAUGAAUCCAGUACAAAUCUAAGUUGUACAGUAAGCGGGGCAUUAAUCAUAUGCACUUGGUAACUCCAGGAGACAAAAAAGAUCAAAAGUACACUUUCAGUCACUGCAAUAUUCAGAAGAUAAUCACACAAAGAGUUGGCAAGACUUCGCAAUGCUUGUUAGUUAGAUGUUAUGCUGUAAAAAAAGUAAAGCUCUUGCUGUACGUACUUCAAAAACUCAGGAGAGGGGGCAUGGGGGGGGGUUCUUUGAUGUUCUUUGGUUAUGUAUAUCAUGCUAAUACAUUAGGACAGUAACGGUAAAAAUGACAUGUUAAUGCAUACAGUAGUACCUAGAAUCUCCGAGCUGCCAGCUGUUGCCAUAGAAACAACUGGCUGUUUUAUAACACAAAAUGGUCACUCCUUGUGUUCUAGUGGUUUUCUUGCUUUUGUGUAAUAAAUAAGAAAAAAAACAAACAUGGAUCUGCAUUUUCCAAGCAAAAAAAAGCAGGAGUGUAGCUAGGAAUUCCAGACUUUCCAAAAAUAUAUAUUUCUCUUGGCACCAAACUGUUUAAUUUUAUAUUGGGGUUUUAUGACCCAAGACUUGAGCCACCCCUUAUUUAGACAUACUGUAGGACUAGUUGACUAGACGUGUGAAAACAUUCCUUAAUAUUUGGUCAGGUACAAGGAAUGGAUUACAGAUGAGAGCCAAAAAGCCUUCAGGGAGCUUCAAGACUACAGUACAUUACGACUGGUUCUUUGGAAAUAAAAUAUAAACAAAUACAUGGUGGCACAAGACUUUUACACAGCACUGCAUUACCAACCAAAAAUGCCCGGAAUUUCCCUGAGAGUUUCCCGUUGUCAGUCCAGUAACAGACUAGACGUAUGUAAAUGUUUAUAAAGAACUAGUCUUAAAAUCAAGCAACAGUUUCUGUUCAGUUUAUGUCUCAACUAAUAUACAUUAAUCAUACAGACCUGGUUAGAAACGUUAACAAUUUUACACAAAAGAAAGUUUUCUAUGAAAAGCAAAAAAAUCACACAGAGGAAUAAAUAAACCCAACUGAGCCAAAGUAGCAGACUGUGCCUUAAGUGAAUGUAAAUGUGAUAUUAUUUAGACUAUUUCAAGAAUCGUUAUCCUUAGUAUGAUAUUUGAUAUAUAUCAUAUAGUAUGAUAUAUAACUGUUUUGUAUAUUUUUACAACAGUGAUGUAACCCUAUAGCUUUUGUACUGAUUUUUACACUUACUAUAUAUAUAUACUGUAUGUAUGUAAUAUAUGUAUUAUGUUUUUUUUUUUUGCCAUUUAGCAGGACACAUUAUUCAUAUCUUUAUAUUCAUAUCUUCAUGUUUUGUGUGUGUGUGUCCAAUUACAUCAAUGUUACUCUUGACUUAAAAUAGCAUUAAUAGACCAUUAGAGGAAAAGAAUAAAGCAUAAAUAAUGAGAACCAGAAAUGAAUACCAGCACUAAAAUUGUUACAACCAUUGUUUUAUUGUAGGUUAUAUCUGUUAUGACUUAAGUGGCAUACACUGAUCAGCCAUAAUAAUAAAACCCAACACAUUAUACUUAAUAUGGUGUAGGUUUCCUUCCCUCAGGGCACGACUCCACAAGCCCCCUGGAGGUGCGCUUUGGUGUCUGGCACCAGGAAGUAGGCAGUGAGCUAACCUUCGGUCCCCACAGGUAUGGGUGACGCCUGGGUGCCUAUGAUGUUGUCAUCGGUUUACUGAUGUAUAAUUGAUAAUUGGCAUUAUUCAGUUAACCUGGCACUGGUGUUAUUAUUAUGGCUGAUUGAUGUACAUGUGUGUGUUGUGUAACAGUAUAUGGAACAAUCUGCAGACAUAUGUGUGUUUUUAGAUGUGUAAUAAAAUUAUCAUUUUUAAAA